UGAAGAUCUCAAGCCGUGCACAACAUGCAGUUCAAAUGUGUCUUAAAAUAUUCAUUAGUUGUUUUAAUAGUUGUACUUUUAAGUGAUGUAAGAAGUGAAGAAGACAAUGAUUUAAUAGUGAAAAUUAGUAAUGGCAAGUUGAGGGGUUUAGAUAAUGGCUACUAUUACAGCUAUGAAUCCAUUCCCUAUGCCAAAGCACCGGUGGCAGACUUAAGCUUUGAGCCACCUCAGCCUUAUAACGAAACGUGGCACAGUGUUUUCGAUGCCACUAAAAAAUCGGUAGUGUGCAUGCAAUGGGAUCAGUUUAAAGAAGGUGAAAAUAAAUUGCAUGGUUCGGAAGAUUGUUUAUUUGUUAAUGUGUAUAAGCCCAAGACGGACAAAGAGAAAUAUCCUGUUGUGGCUUAUAUACAUGGAGGAGCAUUUAUGUUUGGUUCGGCCAAUGUUUAUGGCGAAGAUUUGCUAAUGAAGAGCGGCAAUGUUAUAUUGGUGAAAAUCUCUUAUCGCUUGGGACCUUUGGGUUUCUUGAGCACUGAAGAUGAUGCUAUAAGCGGUAAUUAUGGUUUGAAAGAUCAGCAGCUGGCUUUGAAAUGGAUCAAAAAUAAUAUUAAGUAUUUUGGAGGAGAUCCAGAAAAGAUAUUACUAAUAGGAUUUUCUGCCGGUGGCUCCUCGGCUCAUUUACAAAUGUUGCAACCAUCUCUAGAGAAUAUAGCCAAGGCGGUGGUAUCGUUUAGUGGUGUGGCCUUUAAUCCCUGGGUUAUUAUCAAAAAUCCUUUGAAGAAUGCCCUAAAAUUAGCCCAACAUUUACAAUGUCCCGAUCUAGAAAAUACUCAAGCCAUAAAGCAAUGUCUCAAACAGAAAACUCCCGAAGAUAUUGUUACAAGUGUUAAGGAAUUCUUAAAUUUCGGCUAUAAUCCCUUUGCCACCUUUGGACCAGUAGUAGAGCAUAAAAAUUCGCCACAAGCAUUUAUGACCGAACAUCCUCGAGAUAUUAUUAAAUCAGGAAAUUAUUCUCAUUUACCCUGGCUGGCUUCAUAUGCUGCUCAGGAUGGUGGCUACAAUGCAGCUGAAUUGUUGCAAAUAAAUCCUAAAACUGGCAAAACAUUUUUAGAUGAUUUAAAUGGGAAAUGGUUGGAAUUGGCUCCUCAAAAUCUAUUUUUACAAAAUAUUAACAGUGAUCCCAUAAAAUAUGCUCAACAAUUGAAAGAUGAUUACUUGAGCAAUUUAACAUUUUCGGAGGAAAAUUAUUUGAAAGUACAAGAAAUCUAUACAGAUGUUUUAUUUAAAAAUGGAGUCCAAGAAGCCCUUAAACUACACAGUGAACACAAUAAGGCACCAGUUUAUGCUUAUGUUUAUGAUAAUCCUUCAGAUUUUAGUUUGGCUCAUGAUUUGGCUCAAAGAAAGGAUAUGAAAUUUGGUACCGUUCAUUCAGAUGAUUUUACUUUAAUGCUGAGUUUCCCUUCGCGUUCUUUACGACCAGAUGAAGAGAUAUUAUCCCAAAAAUUUAUAAAAAUGUUGGAAAACUUUAUAUCUCACGGGGAACCUACCUUUGGUGACUGCAAAUUUGUUAAUAAUGCUGGCAAUUCAAACAAGUUGGACUUGUUGUUAAUCACGAAAGAUAAAUGUGAAAAUAUUGUUCAAUAAUUGUUGUUAUAUGAAAACAAAAACGAAUAGUUUUUUCAAAUUUUAUUAAAUCUGUAAAGUAAAUAAGAAAAUAAUAAUCAAAUAAUAUUGUAUUUAGAACCAUAGAGAAAAUAUACAUAGAACGGAAACUUGGAAAAAACUGAAACAAAAAAAAUUAUUCAAAAAAGUUACACAUACGAGAUUGGUUUUUGUUUUCACAUACUUUUUUUUACUGAUAGAUUCUCAGCACUUAGGUUUUUGACAACUGAGUUAGGUCUUUGACAGGAGAGUUUCCGAUCUAUGUGUAUUAAUCUAUGUUUAGAACAGUCAGUGACAAUAAAAUGAAAACUUUUUUAUAAAACAAA
This is a messenger RNA of Calliphora vicina (urban bluebottle blowfly), 1985 nucleotides long. Its product is annotated as esterase 6-like. The record is from RefSeq and is a predicted model, not a curated record. Gene Ontology annotation, molecular function: serine hydrolase activity. The transcript has 3 exons. Bases 25 to 1641 code for a protein of 538 amino acids. NCBI's taxonomy places the organism in Eukaryota, Metazoa, Arthropoda, Insecta, Diptera, Calliphoridae.